CCAGGCUCACAGAUGUCUCACGGACACACCAUGAUCAGGACACUACUGCUGGCAGCCUUGGUGGCUGGAGUUCUCAGCCAUGAGAUCUCCACUUACGAGCUCAAUCAGGGUAGGGUAGUUGGAGGACAGGAAGCGCAGGCCAACAGCUGGCCCUGGCAGGUCUCCCUGCAGUACCAGGCCUCGGGCUCCUGGUACCACACCUGCGGAGGCUCCCUGAUAUCCAACAGGUGGUUCCUGACAGCCGCCCACUGUGUGAGUAACUCCAACACCUACCGGGUCGUCCUGGGCCGGCACAGACUCUCCACCAAUGAGGCUGGCUCCGUGACUGUCUCCGUUUCCAAGUUUGUGGUGCACCCCAAAUGGAACAACAAUGCCGCAAAUGGGUACGACAUUGCCGUGGGCAAACUGUCUCAAGCUGUCACCCUCAGCAGCAAGAUCCAGGCGGCCAACCUGCCAGCUGCAGGCACCAUCCUGGCCAACAACAAAGCCUGCUACGUCACAGGCUGGGGCCGGCUGCAGACUAAUGGACCGACCCCUGACGCCCUGCAGCAAGGGCGGUUGCUGGUAGUGAGCUAUGCCACAUGCUCUAGCUCUAGCUGGUGGGGAAGUUACGUGAAUAACCAGAUGAUCUGCGCUGGGGGGGAUGGUGUGAUCUCCAGCUGCAGUGGAGACUCUGGAGGGCCACUGAACUGCCAGGGAAGUAGCGGCAAGUGGGAAGUGCAUGGCGUGGUCAGCUUCGGGUCCAGUCUGGGCUGCAACUACUACCGCAAGCCGUCCGUCUUCACCCGGGUCUCUGCCUUCAUAAGCUGGAUCAAUCAGGCAAUCGCAAGCAACUGAUCAAAGAAGACUCUGGGACUGGCAGACAGGGGGAGGUGACAGUAAAAAAAAUAAUAAUAAAGUGACAAUUCAGUGAA
Messenger RNA from Cavia porcellus (domestic guinea pig), 914 nucleotides. RefSeq names its product chymotrypsin-like elastase family member 2A. The coding region runs from base 13 to 837 and encodes 274 amino acids. The transcript has 8 exons. Gene Ontology annotation, molecular function: serine-type endopeptidase activity. Lineage: Eukaryota; Metazoa; Chordata; Mammalia; Rodentia; Caviidae. The record is from RefSeq and is a predicted model, not a curated record. Gene Ontology annotation, biological process: proteolysis.